AUGGCUUCUGCCGAAGUCGACAAGAUUGACGUCCGCAGCGAUUCGCGGAUUCAGUACCGCUCUGCCCAGGUCAAUGGGAGGACUUAUGGUUACCUCUUCGGUCAACCCGAAUCAGGACGGUACAAGGCGACUAUUUUUCUGCUCCAUGGAUUUCCCGACCUGUCGAUGGGAUGGCGGUAUCAGAUCCCUCUGCUGAUAAAGUUGGGUUUCCGGGUCGUUGCGCCGGAUUGUUUGGGAUAUGGGAGGACGGAUGCGCCGGACGACUAUGAGUCGUACAGCCACAAGCGCUGCGCAGAUGAUAUCAAGGAGUUGGCGACUCAGUUGGGGGCGUCGAAGAUCAUCGUUUGUGGACAUGAUUGGGGUGCGGCACUAACCUACCGUGUUGCCCUCUGGCACCCCGACCUGGUCUCCCACGUCAUCACCGUCUGCGUGCCCUACUUUCCGCCCAGCAAGGUCUACAUCCCUCUCGAAGAGCUCGUCAAGACUCACAUCCCGAGCUUUGCCUAUCAGCUCCAGUUAAAGAGCGGAGAGCUGGAGAAGGCAAUCUCGACGAAGGAUGAGAUUCGACAGUUCCUCAUCGGUCUGUACGGGGGCAGGACUGACGACGGUAAGCCCGGAUUCGACGUCUCGAAGGGCGUUCUUCUCGAGAACUUGAAGGGGUUGAAACCGUCGAAGUUAUUGAGUAAGGAGGAAAUCGCUUAUUAUGCAGAUGAAUUCGCGCGCCAUGGUAUUCAUGGACCUCUCAACUGGUACCGUACCCGCAAAGUCAACUACAACGACGAACUCGCCCUCGUCGACCGCCCGACCAUCGAUGUCCCCGUCCUCUUCAUCCAGGCCCUCAGAGACUCGGCACUCCCACCACAUCUAGGCAAAGGAAUGAACGCCUUCAUCCCGCAGUUGACAGUCGAGCAGGUGAAUACGUCGCACUGGGCGUUGUGGGAGAAUCCGCAGGGAAGGUCUAAUUUCCUCGUCGGUAAUUCCGGCUCUAGGAACAGUUGCUUUGUCCAGCAGCACUCGACAUGGAUGCACUUCUGCCAUUUGUACACUAAGAUAAGCGAGGCUAGUAGGGUCAUGCAAAGAGCGGUGAAUCCAGCCCAGAGCAUCUUCCACGUCAACAAAAAGGAGAGGGGAAAAAGAAAACCUACCGGUUCGACGUUGCGCGUCUCGUCUCACAGCCUUACACCCAGAGCAAACUUCAUUCUUCCAUUACCCACAUCUGAACGAACAAAAAUGGGGCUGAAGGUACCCGCUCCCAGAUGCACAACAACAGUCAGACGCAGAAAGCCGACCGACCUCAGCAAGAAACUAUCAUUGAUCGAAGAAGAACUGAUCGCCCUCGGCCAAGAAUCCUUAUCACUAUCUCAGAAAAUAGAAUCUAUCCAGUCUCACCGAAUUCAGCGCCUUCUCGAACUCCAUGACCCUUCCUCUAUCGAAGAAGAAGGCCGUGCCAUCCAGGAAGAGCAGGCCCCCUUGGUUAUUCGUCAAAUAAUUCUGGUAGAACGUUUCUGUUUCUUGGUCGAACGCAUGAAGUCCUUGCGUCGUCAGCGAUCAGCCGCUAAGAUUUCCCAGAGAGGUUGA
This is a messenger RNA of Rasamsonia emersonii CBS 393.64, 1578 nucleotides long. Its product is annotated as Epoxide hydrolase. The record is from RefSeq and is a predicted model, not a curated record. Lineage: Eukaryota; Fungi; Ascomycota; Eurotiomycetes; Eurotiales; Trichocomaceae. Gene Ontology annotation, molecular function: catalytic activity. The transcript is spliced from 9 exons. The coding region runs from base 1 to 1578 and encodes 525 amino acids.